Fusarium tjaetaba is the source of this 2718-nucleotide messenger RNA. RefSeq lists its product as uncharacterized. Bases 1 to 2718 code for a protein of 905 amino acids. The record is from RefSeq and is a predicted model, not a curated record. Lineage: Eukaryota; Fungi; Ascomycota; Sordariomycetes; Hypocreales; Nectriaceae. The transcript is spliced from 5 exons.
AUGGACCCUCUAUCAAUUAUAGCCAGUAUCGCUGGCAUAGCAUCAGCCGGCGCUCAAAUCUCAAACACUCUUUUCAAGCUUUACAAGACAGUAAAGAAUGCGCCCAAGGAGAUCCAAUCGGUUGCCAUUGAGAUGUCUGGCUUGACUUCGACUCUUGAGCACUUACACGACAUCAUCAGAUCCGGGCAAGCAUAUGCAAAACCGCAGUUUUGCGAAGCCGUUCGGCAUGUUGUCAAGAACAUCCAGAUGACGCAGCAAGAGAUUGACAAGAUGGUGGCUGAUGAGAGUAUGUUACGAAGGGUCAAAUGGCUCAAGGCUGCAAGGCUGUUGUCGGAUAUCGAAAAGCAUAAGGUCACAUUGACUUUGCAAAUUGCCAUUCUUUCAGCGGCUGUUCUGGUCAAGUCCCCCAAUGGCCGUCCAUCAAUACAAGGGAGAGUGGGAAACAGAUUCAAAGCUCAAGCCGAGAGUCUUGUCCUGGCUGGUCAAGCUUCGUUCCAGAAUGAUGAAUCGGAGCCAAUUCCAGAUCCUCCUCAAGAAAGAGCACCGAGCCCACCAGUUCGCACAAGCAAAAGACUACCAAGUCCCGUGCGUGAAUCUGAGAUUCCCGGACACGUAAGAACGGAGGAACUCUACGGUCAAAACAAGAAUUCAGAAGACAACGCAUUUCUUUCUCCAAGCGAUAAGGAAGAGGUCCGCUCAGCACUUGCGCUAAGUGUAAAGGAUCCAAUACGUCCAGAAAGACGUUAUACCGUUCCUGCGAUUGAAGAUGAAGAUGAAGAAAACACCUCUUCCGAAGGCGAAGAAAGGGUGUCCCGAAGUCGCAGAAGGUCGGGGUUUGAUCCACCGGACGGUGGCAGCAUCGCGCAAUUUGGACCUGAUUUCCACCGACGCGGCGAUGCAGCUACGUUUCUAUACAACCUCGUAUUUCUCAACGAGAUACCAGUGAAAGGAGUACCAAACCCUGGCUCACAUCUGAGAGAUACUGGAAGCGAUGAGAAGACAGAAGUGGGGUACCGAUAUCAACAGUCCAAUGAUGUGUAUGACGAUGACCCCUUUGACUAUGAAAACAAUGGGGGUCCUCUAGAGAGAGCGAGAUUUAAAAACCCCAAGCCUCAAGAACCAGCAAGGAUUGUCAAUCGACUUCUUCUGGCUUGGACAUCAUUGAGCGAAAGCGAGGUUGAGAAGGGGAAACCAGAUAACCAGCCCGAUAAGAGCAAGGCAUUUGGAGCGAGUGACAGCUCCGACAGCGAAGAGUCCCUCUACAGGCCUGGGAGCCCAGAGACAAACCGGAGAAGAGAAGCAAGAGCAGCUCGCAAUGAGUUCCCGAGAGAAGAAACCAAGUACAAUGGUAAGCCGGAGUUUGAUCCUCGUGGCCGCAAGAUACUCAGACCAACACAAGCCUGGGAUGCUCCCUUUGGAUAUACGAAUGCGCCCCCUCAAAAUAAUGGCCAUUCACCAAUAUCAGCGGAACCAACUAUGCCAUACCCAACAGGUGCCUACUUCCAGCCAUACGGUCAGGCUCGAAAUCCUUUUGCACCGUCUCACGGAUCUUCAGACCAGUCGAACUGGAUGCCUGAAGCGUCAAACUUCUCUCACGGAUAUCCUUUCCCACCGCCACCACCACCACCAUCAGGAGAGACAUAUUGGCCUCCACCUGCCCAGUCACACAACCCGACCAUGGAGACAAAACCAGUGAGAUCAAAGUUCCAGAAACCUGCUUUUGUUGUUCUGCCACAAACAGACUCUGCAGAUUAUGAGGCUCGGCCUAUAACUCCCAAGCUUCACCUUACGUCUAUUAGCUUAGGUAUCAUGAGGCAGGGAGAUAAGCCAAUCUGGGACUGCGAUGCUUUCAUGUCUGAAAAGGGUUAUCCUGGGAAAGCGAUUAUGGGUGCACUUGUUGGCGACAAAUCCGCUAGAAAUCCUCACGGAUUAGAUCUAGCACAUACGCUGAUGAAGGGAAGAAGUAUGAAGCUUGUGUAUAUCCGAGGAAAUGCAAAAGAGACCGAUGAGAGAGCCAUGAAGGAGGAGUACGUUGCUAUCGGAGAGGAAUGGGCUAGCUUCGAAGCUUUACAACAACUCGGGAUGGUUUUGUCCCUUUAUGAACUUUGGGUCCUCAUUGCUAACUUGAGGAAGUCAAUGAUUAAAGAGCUUGCCACUACGACUCUUCAGCUGAGGAGCAUGCGGCAAAGACGCACCUUCACGUCAACAUUUUAUAACUCCGCAUCUGCAUUUCGACAGCAACAUGGAUUGGAAGCGCCCUCAGCUUCUGGGACCACCGACUCUGAGACUAGAGCCCCUCCUGUCCCAGAUAGACGUGCCAGAGUCGAGGAUGAAAGCGAAGUCGAUAUCAUCGACUUGCAAAUAGGUGGAGAGCCCAAGAAGGCACCAGAAACAAACACAGAAGCCCAAAGCGAGACAACGCCAGUGGCACUUAAACCACAAAUUUCCGUCACCCCACCAUCAACACCACAGCAGACCUCGCCUGACUAUUUGGACACAAGCGAGGUAGCAUCAUAUGUUUCUUCAGGGUCGCGCUUGUCCAGGUUUGUGAAGCGUUAUAAAACAGGGGGGAAAAGGAACCUGUCUAAACCCUUACAUCGACAGAGCUCGAAGACCAAUGGACACGGAAGUGAGAGUACCGAGUGGCAGGAUGAUGAUAAAAGGCCCCUAACACCGACGGACUCGGGUGUUGGCAGUUCUAUAGUCUCAGGGCAAUAA